CUCUCUCUGUCUGUCUGUGCACUGGAGUUGAGCUGAGCUUCGUGCUGCUUCCCGGGUGCGAAUCGUUCGCACCAUCGCUGCUGCCGCCCCGCAGCAGGAAGCUGCCAUGGAAACGCAAGGUUCCCCGUUAAGAAGUACGGCGACAGUCACCACCAUCUCCUUUACUUUGUCCACGACCUCUUCAUAGAAAGCGACCUCAGCCUCAAUCAUGAUCACGAUUUUGGUUUGUCUCGCGAGUUUGUGCGACUCUCUUCUUUGCUCCUCAUCUUGGAUGAUUGAGGAGAAACUAGCGAAGCAGAAGGAAAUCGAUGACUGGCUUCCCAUCACCGCUUCGAGGAAAGCAAAAUGGUGGUACUCGGCCUUCCACAAUGUCACGGCCAUGGUUGGAGCCGGCGUCCUCAGCCUCCCCUAUGCCAUGUCCGAACUCGGAUGGGGGCCUGGCGUAGCUGUGCUAGUCCUGUCAUGGGUCAUCACCCUGUACACAUUGUGGCAAAUGGUCGAGAUGCAUGAGAUGAUCCCCGGAAGGAGGUUUGAUCGGUACCAUGAGCUCGGGCAAUACGCGUUCGGCGAGAAGCUUGGACUUUACAUCGUGGUACCUCAGCAGCUGGUCGUCGAGGUCGGUGUCAACAUUGUGUACAUGGUCACUGGGGGGAAGUCGCUGCAGAAGUUCCACGACACCGUGUGCUCGAAAUGCAAGAAAUUGAAGACCACCUACUUCAUCAUGAUCUUUGCCUCUGUCCACUUUGUCCUCUCCCAUCUCCCCAACUUCAACUCCAUCUCCGGCGUCUCCCUCACUGCAGCCGUUAUGUCUCUGAGUUACUCCACCAUAGCUUGGGGAGCUUCCGUAGAUAAGGGCGUUCAGCAGAGAGUGAACUACGGUUAUAGGUCAUCGACCACGCCAGGGAAGGUCUUCGACUUCUUCAGCGCCAUGGGCGAUGUGGCUUUCGCCUAUGCAGGGCACAAUGUGGUCCUGGAGAUUCAGGCGACCAUCCCCUCCACUCCUGAGAAGCCGUCCAAGGGCCCGAUGUGGAAAGGAGUCAUUGUCGCCUACAUCGUGGCUCUCUGCUACUUCCCAGUCGCUCUAAUUGCUUACUGGAUGUUUGGGAACUCGGUCGAGGAUGAUAUCCUCAUCUCCCUGAACAAACCGAAGUGGCUCAUUGCAUUGGCAAACAUGUUUGUCGUCAUCCAUGUUAUUGGAAGUUACCAGGUCUACGCGAUGCCGGUGUUUGACAUGAUAGAGACUGUAUUAGUGAAAAAAUUGCACUUCAAGCCAACUGGAACGCUUCGUUUUGUGGCUCGCAAUGUCUACGUGGCAUUCACAAUGUUCGUGGCCAUCACUUUCCCAUUCUUUGGCAGCCUUCUUUCAUUUUUCGGGGGUUUUGCUUUUGCUCCGACGACAUACUUUCUUCCUUGCAUAAUGUGGCUCGCAAUCUACAAGCCGAGGAAGUUUAGCUUAUCGUGGUGGUCAAACUGGGUUUGCAUCAUAUUAGGGCUUUUGUUGAUGAUCUUAUCACCCAUCGGAGGACUCCGACAAAUCAUCAUCAAGGCCAAGACAUACCAAUUCUAUUCUUAGGCUCGCAUGGAAGUGAAUCCGGUUUGUCUGUGAUGCGAUCUGAUUCAAAUUUCGAGUGCUCAUCGAGAAAGAUCAUAACCCAUGGUGGGCAAGACUAAAUGUUCAAGUAGGAAUACGUCUGGUGAUUCUAGUAGGUUAUUUAUGGAGUAUUAAGUGCAUCGUUUGUUUGUGAUGCGUAAUUUGUGGCCUAGGAACUAGGGAAAGAGAACACACACUCACACCUAACUUCUUUAUGCCUCUUUUCUUUCUUUCUUAUGUGCAUAUAUCUUGUCUUGCUGUGUAAAACUUCUUAAGCAUCAAUAAAAGAAGAUUGCGGACUUUAAUUAUCUUUUA
Eucalyptus grandis is the source of this 1906-nucleotide messenger RNA. RefSeq names its product lysine histidine transporter 1. NCBI's taxonomy places the organism in Eukaryota, Viridiplantae, Streptophyta, Magnoliopsida, Myrtales, Myrtaceae. Gene Ontology annotation, cellular component: plasma membrane. The record is from RefSeq and is a predicted model, not a curated record.